CUGAGCAGGUAGCUCUCCUCGGUGCUGAAAUCAUUCGCAGCUCGUCGUGAUAAUGUAAACGGCGAUGAUCCCAUCAGCCAGAAAACAUCAAAAUGGACGAUGAUCUGUUCCAACUGAGACAGCUGCCUGUUGUCCGCUUCCGUCGUACAGGUGAGAGCAUACGCUCAGAGGAUGAUGGAGAGAACAGAGAACAGGUUAUCAGGAUCGCCGAGCAGACUGAUCUGGAGUCUGUGGCUCUUACAGACGGAGCUCCGGUUCCUCGGGAGUUUGCCAAUCCGACUGAUGACACAUUCAUGGUGGAGGAUGCCGUAGAGGCCAUCGGCUUUGGGACCUUUCAAUGGAAGCUCUCCAUCCUCACUGGUCUGGCCUGGAUGGCCGAUGCCAUGGAGAUGAUGAUCCUCUGCAUCUUAGCCCCUCAGCUCCACUGUGAAUGGAAGCUGUCCAGCCUCCAGGUGGCACUUCUUACAUCGGCAGUGUUUAUUGGGAUGAUGCUCAGCUCCUCUCUUUGGGGAAACAUAUCUGACAAAUACGGCAGAAAAACAGGUCUGACGCUGAGUGUGCUGUGGACCAUGUUCUAUGGCGUACUGAGUGCAUUUGCACCAGUCUAUGGCUGGAUCCUCGUCCUCCGUGCACUCGUGGGCUUUGGCAUCGGAGGAGCCCCACAGUCGGUGACACUGUAUGCUGAGUUUCUGCCAAUGAGGUCCAGAGCCACAUGCAUCUUGCUGAUUGAGUCACAGAUUGAGACAGUGCUGGUGACCAAACGUAACAAGAGGGAGCUCGGAUGCAACUUGGAGUGUAAAUAUCUGAACUCUGACGACUACAAAGACCUGUUGUGGACGACCUUAUCUGAAUUCCCAGGACUUCUAGUGACACUGUGGGCUAUCGAUCGAUUAGGAAGGAGGAAGACCAUGGCGUUGUGUUUCUUCGUCUUCUCUAUGUGCAUCAUUCCACUCUAUGGCUGUGUUGGGAGAACAUCCAUGACAGUUUUGAUAUUCAUCGCCAGAGCUUUCAUCGCAGGAGGAUUUCAAGCUGCGUAUGUGUACACUCCAGAGGUGUACCCAACAGCGACCAGGGCUUUAGGUCUUGGAAUGAGCAGUGGGAUGGCCAGAGUCGGUGCCCUCAUUACACCUUUUGUUGCACAGGUAAUGUUGGAGUCUUCUGUGCACCUGGCUCUGUCCGUGUACUGCUGCUGCUGCCUGCUCGCCGCCAUCGCCUCCUGUGCACUGCCAAUAGAGACCACAGGCCGCGGCUUACAGGAGUCCACUCACCGCGAGUGGGGCCAGGAGAUGGUGGGCCAGGAGAUGGUGGGCCGGGAGAUGGUCGGCCGGGCCCCCUCCCAAAGCUCAGGGGAACACCCUCCUUCAAGCUCAGGCUCCCAAGGAUGAGGACUUGUUUGCUGGAGCACAACUGGGAGAGGCAAGCACAGUGAGGGAAAGAGGCGAGGAGAGGCCAAAAAGCUCAACCAGCUUUCGGUGUCCAUCUCCAGUCCCAUGUUAUGACUCUUCAGUUUAGGCACUACGGUGGCUUCAAAGGGCCAGGCAGCACAAGGAAAUAUGUUUUAUUAUAUAGUCUUCAACUACCAUUGCUGUCACAAUUUUGCCACUGGAUAACUGCACAAGGGGCUACUGGAUGGAACAAAUGACCUACACCAGGGAAAAAUUGAGAACAAUAAAAGGUGGACAACAUGUGAACAAUUCAUGAGAUAAUUCAAAUACUUUACAUAAAGUAUUGCUUUUCUAAUUCAAGAGAAGUAAAGGUGAAUAAAGGACACAAAAGUGAUAGCUUCCAUCAACCAUCUUCUUUUGAAAGAGCCUUGAAGAAUAUCUAUUUGAGUUUGAGAGACCUUCUCUUAACCUUCUUUUAGCAUACCAGGCACAGGUGCAUAGAUAAAAGAGACCAACAUAUUGUGAACAAAAUUGUCAGUUAAAAAACUCAAGCUUUAUAAAAUGUACAUUACUGAAGUGAGGUACACUCCUGCAUCAUUAAGUCAACAGACAAUACGAUAAGGUCUGGGGAACCUUAAUUCAAAAAUAAAUUGUGUAAAGGCAGUAAAAGGACACACAGUAAGUCACUGUGUUAAACCUUGUGCUAAAUAUGUUCUUUAUUUGGUGUCAGUAUUAUUUCACAUUUUAACAUGGAUGAUGUUUGUUGUCAGCUGAAGAAACAAGUAUCAUUCUGAGGCCAUAUUAGAAUCAACAACCUUAUAAAUCUGCCAAAGCCUUCACCAUAGCAUAUUUACAUCAUACAGUGAACGAUAUUUCAUAAAUAUAACAACUGGAACAAGUCCACAGAUCCUGACCUGCAUCUGAGACAAUUGUAAGUUAAUGUUGAAGUCAAUCUAAAAAGUAUUUUCAUCGCUCAAAGUAACACAAUUUUAAAAAAUGCCAUGAACAUGAGUAUAUGGUGUCCUGUCUAUAAAUGCAGCGUCUCUUGCUCUACUCGACUCGAGGCUUUGCACACAUAGACCUACACAUGUAUGUAUGUACACAUCCAUUAACGGGAUGUUACACUUUGUCUUUCUGUAAAUAAUGUAUAUGUAUCAAUACCUGUUUUAGUUGUUGUCUUUGCUUUUGUUUGUAACAAAGGUGAUGUGGAGACUGACUUGUCAGAGUGACAUACUGUGCAAAGAUUUGUGUAAAAAAAAGGUUACAGGAACUAGUACAGGCCCAGCCAGCUGACUCUUUACCUGUUGGAGAUAUAGUGCUGUAUUAAGUGUCUGUGUGCACAGAUUCUUGUCGAUGCACUGGAUGUAAAUGUGUAUGAUACUAUAGUAAAUAAUCUUUCAAAAAGA
Messenger RNA from Notothenia coriiceps (black rockcod), 2791 nucleotides. It is a transcript of the gene svopa, whose product is annotated as SV2 related protein a. The record is from RefSeq and is a predicted model, not a curated record. Gene Ontology annotation, biological process: transmembrane transport. Gene Ontology annotation, cellular component: membrane. Lineage: Eukaryota; Metazoa; Chordata; Actinopteri; Perciformes; Nototheniidae. The transcript is spliced from 13 exons. Bases 93 to 1385 code for a protein of 430 amino acids. Gene Ontology annotation, molecular function: transmembrane transporter activity.